AUGUUUCAAUCAGCAUCCUCAUCCUCUCCAGCACUAGGUCCUCCCACAGUCAACAUCAACAGACGACUGUCAGGAGUCACAGCCCCAACUUCACCAGAAUUGGAAGGUACUUCGACCGAUGCUUCACUCAUGAUUGAAAGUGUCAACAAGAUGGCACAACAAGUCUCUGAUACACUAUUAGUGAGAUUAAUAGGAGCUUCUGAUUUGGUUCCGAUGGAUAAGAAUGGACUUUCUGAUCCCUACACCAUUCUGAGUUUUGCCAACAUGAACAACAACUCUCUCGAAUCAUGGCUCACCGUCAAAACUUCAAUCAAGAAAAAAACUCUCAAUCCCAAUUGGAAUGAAACCUUUCAAAUUUCACUCACAGAACAAUGGAUGAAAAGCAUUCCGAGUCCAAAUACUAAAUCUCCGACCUCUCCACCGAGUAUGAUGCCAAUGAUGGCAGGUACUAAUUUUGAUUCUUCUAGUAAUUUAUUUUCAACAUCGUAUUUGAGUUUUAAAGUGAUGGAUUGGGACAAGUUCAGUAGUGACGAUGAAGAAGGAGAUUUUGUAUUGAAAUUGAAUUCAAUUCCUGAUUUUUCAGAUGCUUCAGUGAGUAUGACAUUGAAUCAUGCUGAACAUGGAGUGUUAAAUGUUGGAUUUAAAUUGAAAUGUACUCCACGUCCAUCGUUGAAUGAAAUUUUGCUAGUGAAACCUGUGAAACGAGCAGAUUUUGUGAGAUCGACUCGAAAUUCUUGGUUGACAGGAACGGUGAUUUAUCCAUUAAGUCCAUGGGAAUUGGUUCCUGAAAUGCAUCGAGUUUGGGAAAAGGCUCAGGAAGAUUUAAUUGACAUGCUCGAUUCUCACAAUAAUGUCACAGAUAGUGACAAUGGUAGUAAUAAUAACAAUAGUAGCGGAAGAAUGUCCAGAAGAUUCUCGUUGAGAAGAAACUCAAAGAAUUUAACUCAAAAAUUGUCAACUGUGUUAGCAGGAGAGAAUUUUCCAAAAUGGAAAGAAGAACGUUCGAAUAGUUCCGCAACGGUGACACUUUCGACCGAUGCAGAAUAUUAUUUUUUGGGAAAUCCAUCCAUUGUCGAUCGAGUUUUUGUUCAAUUAUUGGUUGGUUGUCACGAAAAUCAAAUUUUCCAAGACAUUUUAAAUGGAUUAGAAAGAGAGUUGAAAAUUACCAAUGUCAAAUACAACGAUGAAGGCAUGCAACAAGUUCGAUCCAACAUUCGACGAGAAGAAACAAAUUCUCGAAAGAAUUUUCUAGUCAUGUCCAUCGUUGCAGAUCUUGACAUUAGAGAUUCCAUUGCAAAACUUGAUGGAAAAAUACCAAAAUCUCUACAACCUCAAUAUCCUCCAAAAGUGAAUGUUGAAGGUUUAAUUUAUGUGCUCGAUAUUGGAUGUCAUGCAAAAUUACUCUAUGUUUACAUUUCAAAUUGUGGAAAGCCAAACAUUGUGCCAUUUAUAGAACUUGUUGGAAAUUCAAUUCCUUCCUCAUCGAGUACCUUAUUCGAAUCUCUGUAUUUAGAUUUGGAUGAUUCCUUGUGGGUGAAAUGUCCUUUCGGUUGGGAACAUCAUGAAUCUGGAGAGAAAACAAAUUCCUAUCUCAUUUCUCCAAUUCAAAAACGAGCAUUCGAAGAAGGAAAAUCAUUUUGCAUUGAUCGAUUCGCCAUGAAGAAAUUGGACAUUCUCGUUCCCGAAGUCACUGAACAUAUGUUGUCCAACAUGUGUCAAGCCAAGUUAGAUUCUGUCAUGAAUUCACACAACAAGUGUGAAAUUAAGAAACCUGUUGAGAGACGAGUAUUUAUCAAUUCGAGUAAGAAGGAAAUUGUCACGUUCAUGUUUGAGUUAGAAUAUGAUUUGAAAGAUGAUUCUACAGCUACUGUGAAUCGAGUGACACAUUUGGAAACUUUGAUCAAUACGACUGGAAGUUGUGUGUGGUCCUUGUCCUAUCUGUCGAAUUUAGAGUCGGGAUAUCGUGCACUUUUUGAAACGAUUAUUUCCGAAAUUAAGACUGCAGAAUAUUAA
Naegleria lovaniensis is the source of this 2013-nucleotide messenger RNA. RefSeq lists its product as uncharacterized. The transcript is spliced from 3 exons. Lineage: Eukaryota; Heterolobosea; Eutetramitea; Acrasida; Naegleriidae. The coding region runs from base 1 to 2013 and encodes 670 amino acids. Gene Ontology annotation, molecular function: calcium ion binding. The record is from RefSeq and is a predicted model, not a curated record.